Messenger RNA from Labeo rohita (rohu), 1073 nucleotides. It is a transcript of the gene ifi30a, whose product is annotated as IFI30 lysosomal thiol reductase a. Gene Ontology annotation, molecular function: oxidoreductase activity, acting on a sulfur group of donors, disulfide as acceptor. Lineage: Eukaryota; Metazoa; Chordata; Actinopteri; Cypriniformes; Cyprinidae. The transcript is spliced from 7 exons. The coding region runs from base 75 to 845 and encodes 256 amino acids. The record is from RefSeq and is a predicted model, not a curated record. Gene Ontology annotation, cellular component: lysosome.
AGGAAGAAAGUUUAAAAUGUACGACACUCACUCAUUUUCACUCACAGAUCGAGGUAAGCUGGUGGACAGGAAUCAUGUUCGGCUUUAAACUCUCUGUCCUGCUCUUCGCUGUGUGUUCGCUGAGCAAAUGCAGCGGUAGGUUUAUAAACUCCUGCAAGUAUCCUCCUUCACAAUGGUGCGACACUAAAGACAUUGCAGCUGAAUGUGGGGUGCUGGAACAAUGCAUGAAGUUUAACCUAACCAAGUCCAACGCUGACAAUGUCAAUGUGAGCCUGUACUAUGAGUCUCUGUGUCCUGGAUGCAGAGAGUUCCUUGCAUUGCAGCUGGUCCCAACCUUAAUUAUGCUGCAGGACAUUAUGAGUGUGGAACUGGUUCCAUAUGGAAAUGCACAGGAAUCAGAAAGUCAAGGGAAGUACACUUUCACUUGUCAGCAUGGAGAGAAUGAAUGUCUAGGUAACAUGAUUGAGACCUGCCUGCUGAAUAAAUUUGGACUGGAGGCUAUUACAGUCAUUUUCUGCAUGGAGUCGGGAGCAGAUGUGCUGAAAGCUGCCCAGCCUUGUCUUGGAGUCUAUUAUCCUGAUACACCAUGGGAUUCAGUCAUGAAGUGUGCGACGGGAGAUGAGGGGAAUAAACUAAUGCAUCAAAAUGCUCUGAAAACAAAUGCUCUGAAACCCCCUCAUCAGUAUGUGCCUUGGAUAACUAUUAAUGGAGAACACACUGAAGAUCUUCAGAAUAAAGCGCUGAAUUCUCUCUUCAGUCUUGUGUGCAGCUUGUACAAGGGUGACAAACCACCUGCUUGUGUUCAAGGGUUGAAGAAGGAAGCCAACAAUUACUGCAUGAAGUAAUCAGCCACUGUGAUAAGAGCACUACUCAUGUCAAGACAAUAAGUGAAUACAUGCUGGAAUAUAUUUUAAAUUUUAUUUUAACAUUUUUUGUUGUUCUUUAUGUUUGUAUGUACACGAAAGCCUCAUUUUGAACACGGGUUUCUGCUGCAAACUACAAUUUCACUGACAACCAUAUUUUAUAGUCUCAUUUCAAACUGUUUUGUUUACAUUAAAAUCAAACUUCCAUUA